CCUUAUGAAUGUAACCAAUGUGGUAAAGCCUUUGCAUCUAACAGUAAUCUACGAGUACAUAAAAGAAUUCACACCGGAGAGAAACCUUAUGAAUGUAACCAAUGUGGUAAAGCCUUUACACAGAACAGUAAUCUCCUAGUACAUAAAAGAACUCACACUGGAGAAAAACCUCAUGAAUGUAACCAAUGUGGUAAAACCUUUUCACAGAACAGUCAAUUCCUAAUACAUAAAAGAACUCACACU
Molecule: messenger RNA, 243 nt
Organism: Meriones unguiculatus (Mongolian gerbil)
Lineage: Eukaryota; Metazoa; Chordata; Mammalia; Rodentia; Muridae
Product: putative zinc finger protein 833
Exons: 1
Biological process (GO): regulation of transcription by RNA polymerase II
Molecular function (GO): DNA-binding transcription factor activity, RNA polymerase II-specific; RNA polymerase II cis-regulatory region sequence-specific DNA binding
Source: RefSeq, a predicted model, not a curated record